AUGACAAGUCAAAACGCAAACAAUUUAGAAAAGGCUGAUAAAUUAUUGUCAUAUUUGGCAAAGAAAGUAGAGGAGAAUAAGCCAGCUAACGUCGUUCACUUCAUUGUUGACGUUCUCUGCACAUAUUAUCCUACACAUUCUCCCUAUUUUGCGAAAGUAUGGCACUAUGAUAAGGAGCUGGAAGUUGAAAAACAGCAUGUGCGCGAGUUCUUCAAGCAUAAUAACUCAACUUCUACCAUAGCUCAGCAUUUCAUCAACGCCGGUUUUGAUUGCCUCGAUUCUUUAACUUUUUUAACCACUGACAUUUUGGAAGAGAUUCAAGGAUACAAUAACGUUCAGUGGCUUCCUGGGCACAAGGUCAGAGUCAAUCAAAUAUUUCAAAAUAUAAACAAGCUGGUGAAGGAAUUCAAGGACCUUAUGAAGACCCAGAAGAGAACAAAACUCCACUUUAUAGCAGGAAUGGGCCAGGAAAAAACAACUACCCACUACGACUACACAGGACCAGUCAGGGGUGGAAAUGCUACUGUAGGAUUCUAUCAACACAAAUGUGUUGUUAAUUUUUAUAAAUUUUUUCAGCCGAACCUUAACCAACUGUUACCCGGCGAUGACACAAUGUACAAAACUCAGACAAAGUUAAGGAAUUUGUAUAACUUGGACCACAUUGCAAGCCUGUCAGCGGAAGCCGCAACAACGAAAGCAGUAGAUGCCCUGAACAACGAAAUUUACGGAGAAGCAUGUAAAAACUCACACUACACAGUAAAGAAUAGAGAUGAUUGA
Messenger RNA from Theileria annulata, 777 nucleotides. RefSeq lists its product as uncharacterized. The record is from RefSeq and is a predicted model, not a curated record. NCBI's taxonomy places the organism in Eukaryota, Apicomplexa, Aconoidasida, Piroplasmida, Theileriidae. The transcript has 6 exons. Bases 1 to 777 code for a protein of 258 amino acids.